Colossoma macropomum (tambaqui) is the source of this 579-nucleotide messenger RNA. Its product is annotated as golgin subfamily A member 6-like protein 22. The record is from RefSeq and is a predicted model, not a curated record. The coding region runs from base 1 to 579 and encodes 192 amino acids. The transcript has 4 exons. Lineage: Eukaryota; Metazoa; Chordata; Actinopteri; Characiformes; Serrasalmidae.
AUGAAGGACUCUUUUCAGCUUAUGGAGUUUUCAGAUGAAGCCAAACUCUAUAAAGAUAUAGAGAGUAUUUUAAUGGAGAGAAAUGCACAGCUGAUAGAAAAAGACAAACAAAUACAAGAGAAAGAAAAACUUCUGACAAAAAUCACAGAGACACUUCAGAUGAAGGACAAGAUGCUGGAAGAGAAAGAAACACUUCUUCAGGAGACGAAAGAAAAACUGGAACAAAUGGCCAAAAAGACUCAGACACAGCCUAAAGAUAAAGACUCACAACUGGAGAAUCAGAUCAAACUGCUGAGAGAGAAAGAGACUCUACUGGAGAUCACAGUGAAAGAGGAGGAAAGCAGUAAAAAGCAGCUGGAGACUCUGAGAAAGGAACUGCAGGACAAGAGCAGCAAACUACAGGAGAUGAUGAUCCUACUGGAACAACAGAAAACUGAACUCACCCGUCAGCAGGAAGAGUUAGAAGAGAAAGAACAACAACUGAAACACACAGCACAACAGAAUUCUGACCUACAGACUGAAACUGAAACCCUGAAAACUCUCCUUUCAUCACAGACGACUGUUUCUGGACUCUGUUAA